Phyllostomus hastatus (greater spear-nosed bat) is the source of this 869-nucleotide messenger RNA. It is a transcript of the gene SFT2D2, whose product is annotated as SFT2 domain containing 2. The transcript is spliced from 8 exons. The record is from RefSeq and is a predicted model, not a curated record. Bases 92 to 574 code for a protein of 160 amino acids. Gene Ontology annotation, cellular component: membrane. NCBI's taxonomy places the organism in Eukaryota, Metazoa, Chordata, Mammalia, Chiroptera, Phyllostomidae. Gene Ontology annotation, biological process: vesicle-mediated transport.
GCGGGGCGCGCACCCGGAAGGGCCGCGGGCCGAGCGGCGCAACAGGCGGCGGCCGGCGAGGGGCUGCGGCGGCGGCGCGCACCGGCCCGGGAUGGACAAGCUGAAGAAGGUGCUGAGCGGCCAGGACACCGAGGACCGGGGCGGCCUGGCCGAGGUGACUGACACGUCUUCCUUGAGCUGGGACACCAGAAUCAAAGGCUUCGCGGCGUGUUUUGUCACGGGGAUUCUCUGCUCGCUGCUGGGCACUUUCCUGCUCUGGGUGCCGAGGAAGGGGCUGUACCUGUUCGCAGUGUUCUACACCUUUGGCAACAUCGCAUCGAUCGGGAGCACGGUCUUCCUCAUGGGGCCGAUGAAGCAGCUGAAGCGGAUGUUCGAGCCCACGCGUCUGGUCGCGACCAUCAUGGUGCUGUUGUGUUUUGCGCUCACCCUGUGUUCUGCCUUCUGGUGGCACAACAAGGGGCUUGCCCUCAUCUUCUGCAUUCUGCAGUCUUUGGCCCUGACGUGGUACAGCCUUUCCUUCAUACCGUUUGCGAGGGACGCUGUGAAGAAGUGUUUCGCUGCGUGUCUUACCUAGCACGUGGCCAACGUUGCGAAGCUUUGGGAGGCGCUGUGGACGGAAGCCGGCGGACACUUUUGUAAAUACCUUCUGGCCCUUUUGCUCAGAUCUGUGCCUUUCCCGUGGCCGCAGCGGGUCCAGUGACCCGAGCAUUUGCUUCUGGAGGCGGCAGCGGGUCCCCAAUCCCAGAUGUCUUGUAGCACAGUAGGAGGGCGGGCUCUGCGUCCUCUGGAGAGGCAUCGGCCUCGUCCCCCCUUUCCUCGUUGGGUGUGGUUCCCCGAAUUCUCAUAAAUAAAAACCGAACUGAGCAGCA